AUGAUCUACAGGUCAAAUAAUUCAAAGGCCUUUGUGUCAUUUCUCCAAAAUACUUACCGAUCUGUUCGAUCUGCUCAUAAAAAAGUCAUGAGUGAAAUCGAGCUAAGUCAAAUACCUACGCUGAAAUACUUAUAUGAAAAUGGUUCAAUCAAACCGCGUUCGUCAAGGAAAUCAAAAUCUCAAGCAAUUCCUUCCUACUCUUAUAAUGAGACAUUUAACGAAAAAAUCUCUCUUAUUCAAGCCGAUAUUACGAGACUAAAGGUCGAUGCAAUAGUUAACGCCGCUAAUGAGUCUCUUUUAGGCGGUGGCGGAGAAUGUUGGGAUUUAGAUGGUUGUAGAACCGGGGAUGCCAAAAUAACUAAAGGAUAUGAGUUACCAGCUAAACAUGUUAUUCAUACUGUUGGUCCGAUUGGUGAAAAAGAAGGUCUUCUUCGUAGUGCUUAUGAGCGAUCUUAUGAAGUUAUGACUGAAAAUAAUAUAAAAAGCAUAGCAUUUUCAAAUAUUAGUACAGGUGUUUAUGGGUAUCCACGUUAUCCUGCUGGUCGUGUUGCCCUUGAAACCACAAGGAAAUGGUUGGAAGAUCAUAAAAAUCUUGAGGAGGUUGAUAGAAUUAUUUUCUGUGUGUUUGAAGAUGAAAAUAAAAUUGCAUAUGAAGAAUUAUUACCAUUAUAUUUCCCACCAUUACCUGAUUCUAAUAAACUUGUUGAAGAUAUCAUUAAACUUGACGAAGAUGUCAAUAAACUUGAUGAUGAACCAAAGAAACUGAUUUCAAGUGAUGAAAGUAAAUUGGAUGAACUGGAAAACGGUGAAAAACAAGAUAACGAAACCUGUGAAAAAAUAGAUUCCAAUAAACAUGAAGAAGAUGCCAUUAAACAUGAUAAUGAACCAAAGAAACUGAUUUCAAGUGAUGAAAGUAAAUCAGAUGAACUGGAAAACGGUGAAAAACAAGAAAACGAAACCGGUGAAAAAGAAGAUAACAAACAAACAGAGAUUAAAAAAGCUUUAGAGCAAGAAUUUCCCAAUCAUGAAAUUUAUCUUUCCAAAGUUCACAAAGCAAUUGCAAAAUUUUAUUGUGAGAAGCGAAAAGACAUUUCAAAUGAUGCUGCAUCCUUAUAUAAGAAUUUAUUAAGGAAGAAAGAAGAAGAUCCUUGCUGUGAUAUUAUUUUAAACAAUAAUAUUGCUAAAACAAAUUGCUAUGACAUGGUCCUCUCACUUUUUUUAUGUGUUGAUAAUCAUGGGCUUUCCUGGUUAGUCAGAUGUGCUCUUAUGAAUAAUGAGUCAGCAGACUCUUACCGAUGGGACCUUGCUAUAUCUGAGGAGUAUGAAAAAUUUUAUGCUAUGCAUUGUAUUUUUCAUAUUUCACAAAAUCUUUCUAGAAAUCUUGAGGUCCAAUUAGGUCAACAAUAUACUGAAUUUAUUAAGAACUUUUAUAUGGCUCGAAAUUUACUUAUUCCAAAUAUUUUUGAACAUAAGUGGGCACAAUUAACUGAAAAUCUUAUGAAACUUUCUGAAGCUUUAGAAACAAGUAUAAAUGAAGAAAGCAACAAAACAAAAUAUAUUUAUUGGAAAACCCAAAUUUCAUUAAUGUCUUUUGUUAUUAUGUUACUACAAGCAUUGUUUCCCAAAGUUGACAAGGCUUUGAGUCGUUUUCUUAUACCUAUGAUGCUAAAAGUUCAACAUAUUGAAAAUUUUUUAUUUAAGCCUGAAUUAGAUACUACACAAUUUAUUGAAGAUAAUAAAGAUGUAAUGCAGGUGAUACUAUGUAGUCCUGUAGCUGCAUUUCAUAUUACACAUAUUCAUAAAAGAUGGUAUAAUGAUAUUCAUAGCAGUUUACAAAAAGAGCCCUAUUAUGUUGCUAUGCGAUUUAGUAAAAACUAUCUUCAAUACCAACUUGCAGAGCUAAUGAGAGAUAAUACCAAUAAAUUGUUUACACCUAUAGCUGAUCUUCGAAAUAAAAGAAAAGAGGAUAUUAAUAUUACACAAAGGGCAGUUCGAUUUUGUUGGCAUAACAUUCUUAAAAAACUACAGGAUUUAUUAACUAAAUUGCAAGAAGAUGUGUUAGUGGAUAGCUCUGAUAAUAAUGAUGAUAAGACAUGCAAUAAUGAUAAUAAUGACUCAGAUAACAAUAAAGAUGAUAAAAAAAAUAAUCCAUUAACUGAAAUAUCUCUUUAA
Messenger RNA from Cetraspora pellucida, 2172 nucleotides. NCBI's taxonomy places the organism in Eukaryota, Fungi, Glomeromycota, Glomeromycetes, Diversisporales, Gigasporaceae. The record is from the annotation of a GenBank genome assembly.